Temnothorax curvispinosus is the source of this 5951-nucleotide messenger RNA. RefSeq lists its product as uncharacterized. Gene Ontology annotation, cellular component: membrane. The record is from RefSeq and is a predicted model, not a curated record. Lineage: Eukaryota; Metazoa; Arthropoda; Insecta; Hymenoptera; Formicidae. Gene Ontology annotation, biological process: monoatomic ion transport; transmembrane transport. Gene Ontology annotation, molecular function: protein binding; monoatomic ion channel activity.
CAUACCUUAUCAUACAUUCGACAGCAGCAGUCAUCAGUCACGCAGUCGUCAUUCGCGCAGUCUCACACAUGACAAAAUGUAUUGCAUUGGAUUACCAAUAUGUGAAAAUUUUUUCAACUCUUUAUACAUAUAUUAAUUUAAAAAAUGGAUAAAAAUAUAUAACGUAAAUUUUUCGACAGUGAUUUUGCGCCGAAAGAAAUAUUAAUGUUAUAAAUUAUACCCAGUAAACUUUAUACUAUACUGGAAUUCUUGGCCGCUUACCGCAACUACGAAGAGAUAAAAGACAACAUAAUAGACUUCAGAAACGAAGGUUCGUCAACUCACAGAAGAUCUUCACCAUCUCGAGGAUUAUCCACAACAGAGGAAAAAAUUCCUCAGUCAAAUAUCUAUUCUCCAAUCAGUAUGCAAGAUGAUUUUUACAAGCUUGAGUUGAACGCCGAACAAUUUGAAGAUUUCUCCUCUUUCAAAAAUGCUGUCAAGGAUAAUUUGAAGAAGCAUCCACCUCUUCAAAGUAUCUACAUUAAUCCCACACAUUUGAAAGAAACAUGUCUCGACAUAGCCAGUAAGAAUGGCUUAACGGAGUUUGUGAAUUUUCUGUUGCAUAAUGGCGCGAAUCCCAAUAAAAUAAACGACGCGCAACAUCGCGUUCCUAUUCAUUUCGCUACCGAAGGUGGACACGCAGACACGUUAGAAGCUUUAUUAGAGCAUCCAAAGAUAAAUCCGAAUCUACAAAUUGAAGGCCGAACUGCUUUGCACAUCGCAGUGGAAAAUACCGAUCUGACGUGUGCCCGUCUGUUACUCGAAAGAGGGGCUAGUGCCAAUAUUCCCGAUAACGAAGGUCGUACUGCUCUCCAGCUGGCAACGACGACGAACCAAUGGGACAUGGUAGCGUUGAUAGUACAGAAGUGUACACAAUUUCUGAGCCUGGACGAAUAUGAAGCAAACGGUGAUCAAACGUUACGAGAAGUGAUUCAACAGACCAGGCCGGAACUAGCAUUACCAUCGAUACCUGAAGAUACGGAAGAGGUACUCUUGCAAGAUCUCAAGAACUACUUGAGCGUCAAUGACGAGGAAAAUUUUAUGAAAAAUAUAAUACUCCUCCGCAAAGAAUUUCCUCACGAGAUGGUCGAGGAGUUAUUAAAAAUAGCAGCAGAACGAGGUUUUCACAAAGCUGCGAUUGGAAUCUUGAAAAAAUUUGAAGGAAGACAAUUCAGCGUAAAGAAAGCCGCGCAAGCGGCCGUUGAGCAGAGCGAUCACGUUAUUCUACAGGCGCUGCUGAAAGUUGAACCAAACGCGGCCAACGACCUGAUUCUGAGCGCCUGUCUGGAACUGGGAUUGCCGGGAACACGAGGAGCCGAUUAUACACCUGAUCGGCUGAAGUGUCUGGAACUGAUACUGGAAAAAGAAAACGUGAAUGUUCGUUGCAGCGACAAUGAAGGCAACACUCCGCUACAUUAUGCAGCCAGCGGUGGCUGUCAAGAAGCGGUGACUUUAUUUCUCAACCGAGGCAGCUACAUCGGUCAUAUGAACAAGUUCAACAUACCGCCCAUCGCGGAUAUCUCAGCACACACGCUGUCGCGCUACUUCGACGACUGUUUGCAGUGUUUGCAGACGCGGAGAGAUCGGGCGAACGAGUACGCGAUUGAAUUUAACUAUCGCUGCUUGAUGCCACACGACAACUUUCCGGAACGUAACAAUGCUUACCGAGCGACUCGCGAAAUGGAAGUGUUCAAGUACAUCGCCGGCAACGGCAGUCUCAAACACCUGCUGAAACAUCCGCUGCUCUCUUCUUUCCUCUAUCUCAAAUGGCACAGAAUACGGCACGUUUUAUACGCAAAUUUCGCUUUUUACAUGAUUUUUUAUUUGGUGUUGAACGCUUACAUCCUCAGCAAGACUUACGACACUCAGAUAGAAAAUAAAACGCAAAUUGAUAACGACACGACUGAUAGGCCUUUGGCAAGUACGUUGCGUAUUGUUUGGUGUCAGAACAACUCCCUACGGACCUUCACCACAGUGAUGUUGUUGCUCUUCAUCCUCCGAGAGGUUAUCCAAUUCGUCUCUUGCAUUAGGAGUUAUCUGACGAGUUUGAGAAACUGGCUAGAAGUCGCGUUGAUCACGCUCACUAUUGCCUUGCUGUGCGGCGCCGGAGUUCAAGUCGGUGCCGUGGUGAUCCUGCUGUCGGCCUGGGAGCUGGUGAUCCUGAUCAGCCAGCAUUCGCGCUUGUCCACCGGCAUCGAGAUGUUCCGGACCGUUUCUUUCAAUUAUAUGCGCUUUUUAGUUCCUUACCUGUUUCUUAUCCUCGCAUUUGCUCUGGCAUUCUACACGCUCUUCAAAGACGGCAACAAUACAAAGUUUCCCGAUCCCGGUCUCUCGCUUUUCAAAACUGUCAUCAUGCUCACUGGCGAGUUCGAUGCCAGUAACAUUCCGUUCAUUUCACAUUUUAUUUGGAGCCACAUUGUAUUUAUGCUGUUUGUUUUCUUCAUCGCUAUUGUGUUGUUCAAUCUGCUUAAUGGCUUGGCGGUCAGCGACACCGCUGAGAUUCUGUCUAAAGCCGAGUUGGUCGGACUUAUUUCUCGAAUACGUUUGAUCACCUAUAUUGAACAUGUGGCGGUUGGCGAGCCUUUCAGGCAUUGCUCUUGUUGUAAUUCGCGAUUGACGCGGUGGAACCCUUUCGGGUUCCUCGCUAAAAGAAUUCUUAUGUUUCCUUAUUGCCUGAGGGACGGCAAGAUCAGUGUCAAGCCAUGCAAUAGACUGGAUGCUUAUGAUAACGAUAGAUAUUACGAGAAAUACGUUCGCAGUGAAUCUGUAAAGCGCGACAAACAGUGGACCACCUUGAAAAUGGAUCCUGACAUAAUUAAACAAGCAAAACGUAUUAUUUAUAAUAAAAAUCAAUUGACGGAUAAUGAGAGAACUAUGAUUAUGUUAAAGAAACUGCAGGAGAAAUUGACGGCGAUGGAGAUAACUUUGAAUACUAGAAUACUAUAAAGUUUUGAAAAUAAUAUUAUCGAUAAUACGAUGGGAUUUAAACAUAAGCAAGACAACAUAAUGGACUUCAGAGGCGAAGGUUCGUCAACUCACAAAAGAUCUUCACCAUCUCGAAGAUUAUCCACAACAGAAGAAAAAAUUCCUCAGUCGAAUAUCUAUUCUCCAAUCAGCAUGCAAGAUGAUCUUUACAAGCUUGAGUUAAACGCCGAACAAUUUGAAGAUUUCUCCUCUUUCAAAAAUGCUGUUAAGGAUAAUUUGAAGAAACAUCCACCUCUUCAAAGUAUCUACAUUAAUCCCACACAUUUGAAAGAAACAUGUCUCGACAUAGCCAGCAAGAAUGGUUUAACGGAGUUCGUGAAUUUUCUGUUGCGUAAUGGCGCGAAUCCCAAUAAAAUAAACGAUGCGCAACACCGCGCUCCUAUUCAUUUCGCUACCGAAGGUGGACACGCAGACACGUUAGAAGCUUUAUUAGAGCAUCCAAAGAUAAAUCCGAAUCUACAAGUAGAAGGCCGAACUGCCUUGCACAUCGCAGUGGAGAAUACCGAUCUGACGUGUGCCCGUCUGUUACUCGAAAGAGGAGCUAGUGCCAAUAUUCCCGAUAGCGAAGGUCGUACUGCUCUCCAGCUGGCAACGACGACGAACCAAUGGGACAUGGUAGCGUUGAUAAUACAGAAGUGUACACAAUUUCUGAGCCUGGACGAAUAUGAAGCAAACGGUGAUCGAACGUUACGAGAAGUGAUUCAACAGACAAUGCCGGAACUAGCAUUACCACCGAUACCUGAAGAUACGCAAGAGGUACUCUUGCAAGAUCUCAAGAACUACUUGAGCGUCAAUGACGAGGAGAAUUUUAUGAAAAAUAUAACACUCCUCCACAAAGAAUUUCCUCACGAGGUGGUCGAGGAUUUAUUAAAAAUAGCAGCAGAACGUGAUUUUCACAAAGCUGUUAGGGCAAUUAAAAAGCAGUAUACAGAGAAGUCCUAUAGAAGCACGUUCAUAUUAUCGGAAGCCAUAAGCACAGCUUUUCGCGAGGGUUAUUGUGAUACUCUUCGUGAAUUAUUGGACAUUGGAUCAUUGGAGCCUGAGGUAGCCAACGAUUUGAUUUUAAGCGCCUGCACGAAGUUGAAAAUGCUGAAAUUUGAUGCUGCAUCCAAUCAUCUCGAAUGUCUAAAGUUAAUUCUGGAGACGAGAGGAGUAAGUGUCCGUUUCCCCGACAGUCAAGGCAAUACGCCGUUGCAUUAUGCAGCUAGAGAAAGCUGUCGCGAAGCGAUAACUCUGUUUCUCAAACAUGGCAGUUGCAUCGGUUACAUGAAUAGAUUCAAUGAACCACCGAUAGCACAAAUUCCGACGAACACGCUAUUGGAGCAUUUUGACAACUGUGUGCAGCUCAAGGAUGAGUCUGAGUUAGAGUUUAAUUAUCGCUGUCUGAUGCCACACGAAACUGGUACAAUGACUUGUGAAAUGGAAACAUUCAUGUAUAUUGCUCGUGAUGAAAAUCUCAAACAUCUGCUAAAACAUCCGUUACUCUCGUCUUUUCUCUAUAUCAAAUGGUAUAGAAUACGGUAUUUCUUGUAUGCGAAUUUUAUUUUUUAUUUUAUCUUUUAUUUAUUGUUAAAUGCCUACAUCCUGUGUAUGACUUACGACACGCGAAAGGAAAAUGGAACGCAAAUUAUUGGUAACGAUAGCUCUCAGGUAGUUCCGAAAAAUAGCAUGAAAACCGCUUGUUACAGCCUUUUCUGGCCCGUCAUAGUGAUGCUACCGCUCUUUAUUUUCCGGGAGAUCCUCCAAUUGGCUUUCUGUCCUCGGCGCUAUUUCACGGACUUGAGAAACUGGUUGCAGAUCAUGCUAAUCACGUUAAUCGUCAUUGUGCUAUGUAAUGCGAGUAUCGAGAUCGGAACUAUGGUGAUCUUACUGUCCGCCUGGGAGCUGGUGACCCAGAUCGGUCAUGAUCCGCGCAUGUCCACCAGCGUCGAGAUGUUCCGAACGGUCUCCUUCAAUUUCAUGCGCUUUCUCUCCCCAUACUUGUUUCUUAUCUUUGCAUUUGCCCUGAUUUUUUACACUUUCUUCAACGAAAACGAGAACCUACAAUUCUCCGAUCCCGCUUGCUCGUUUUUCCAAACCAUUAUUAUGCUAACUGGCGAGUUCAACGCCAAUGAUCUGUUCAACGAUAAUAAUCUGAUCCUUUCGUACCCCGUUUCUAGUCGCAUCGCUUUCGUGCUAUUUAUUUUUCUCAUCGUUAUCGUGUUGCGUAAUCUACUCAACGGCUUGGCAGUCAGUGAUAUCACCGAGAUCUUGAGCACGGCUGAGUUGGUUGGUCUUAUCUCCCGGAUACGCCUAAUUGCCUAUUUCGAGGAUAUGAUGAUCGGCAAUCCGUUUAAAUUUAAAUGCCUGCGACGUAAUCCUUUCAGCUUCCUCACCAGGAGAAUAUUUCUGUUUUCGGAUGAUAUAGAAGACGGCAUUAUUCACUUCAUGUAUGGCCGCAACAAUAUGUAUUACAUGCAUCAGAAAUUCGGUGCUUUUAAAAUAGAUUCAAAUAUAAUAAAAAAUAUUAAACAAACGACCUUAAAUAAGAAUCAAAUGUCAAGCAAGAAAAGCAUGAUGAUCACGUUGAAGAAGCUACAAGAAGAAUUGACGGCGAUCGAAAACACUUUAAAUAAUGCCCAAGUUUAAAACUUGACUUUAUAAGAUAAUUUAUUUUUUUUACUGAUAGCUUUAUUGCAAAUUUUACAAUCAUUUCUUUCUGCUUUCUCCCGUUUUUCAUGUUAUACGGUUAAUGAUUAUAAAAUCUUAGCUUUUGUAAUAUAUCUUACAUGAUCAUAUCACUUUUACCUUCCUCUUAAUUUCCUUUGGCGAUCGAAGGAUGCCAUGUCACAUCCAAAGUGUACACAUAGGCUCUUGCUAUGACCCGUAACUGCAUCUUUUGUAUUUUUCAUUAUUUUUAACUUUUCCUUAUUCUCAAUUUGUUAUUU